Molecule: messenger RNA, 414 nt
Organism: Caenorhabditis elegans
Lineage: Eukaryota; Metazoa; Nematoda; Chromadorea; Rhabditida; Rhabditidae
Gene: C25E10.17
Product: TIL domain-containing protein
Exons: 4
Coding region: 57-401 (114 amino acids)
Source: RefSeq, marked reviewed
AAAAGAUUUAGUUUUCACAAAUUCGCGUUUCAUUUCAUUUCAGUUUCAUAUUCAUAAUGAAAAAUUUCCUCGCUUUACUUUGUGUUAUAUUGGCAAUUUGUAAAGUUUCUUCUGAAUCUCAAGAGCUACAAAAAAGAAACGCCUGCAAAAAUCACUCUUGUCAUCCAUUCACAGAGUGUCAAGCGGUAAAACGAAAAUCGGAUGGACCUGAAAAAUGGAUUUUUGAGCCUGUGUGCAUGAAAGUUCCUACCUGUGCUACGAAAAAAUGUGUAGAUGGAGAGAAGUGCAUAUUGAAAAAGAUAAAAUGCCAAUUGAUUCCCUGCUUCAAGAUUCCGACUUGCCUUCCAGACAUUAAUGAAGCAUCUCCAGAAUAUCAAAUGCCUCCUGCUUUUUUGGUUUGAGUGAUUUCAAUAA